Messenger RNA from Rhinichthys klamathensis goyatoka, 1555 nucleotides. RefSeq names its product E3 ubiquitin-protein ligase RNF135. The transcript has 5 exons. The record is from RefSeq and is a predicted model, not a curated record. Gene Ontology annotation, molecular function: protein binding. The coding region runs from base 54 to 1310 and encodes 418 amino acids. Lineage: Eukaryota; Metazoa; Chordata; Actinopteri; Cypriniformes; Leuciscidae. Gene Ontology annotation, biological process: positive regulation of autophagy.
UUUUGGUUCCGACUACGAAUGAACUCUUUUGCCUAGAAAACAAAGCUACCGGUAUGCGUGGAGUUUCAGUUUCGAUUCCAAAGAAAAUUGUUGGCAUGAUGUCGGCAUCAUAUGAGGAUAUUGUGAAGUUCGUCGCGAAUAAUCUUAAAUGCUUGAUAUGUUUUAACAUUUUCACAAAGCCAGUUACACUAGUUUGUGGGCAUAACCAUUGUCUGAAAUGCAUCAAUGAAUAUUGGUCACGUAACGUUAGCGGCGCAAAGAGAGAUUGCCCACAGUGCCGGACAGAUAUAAGCAGUAAACCAGAAAUUAACUUUACUCUGUGUGACAUACUGGAAUUACAGGAGCUUGGUGGUCGCGAGAGGUGGGAGCAAAUUCUGACAGAAACAGAUCAAGACUAUAGACCUCAACACGCUGGGAGAACUAUUACAAAAGUGGAUAGUUUAAUGAAACACCUGGAUUGGUUAAAUACUGAGAUGAAAAAGACAGAGGAUUCACUUUCAGCUGAACUAAACUCAAAUCAGGCAUGUGAGGAUGGGUUUUUUGAUUCCUCGGCUGUUCCGAUGGAUGUUUCCAGCUCAUCUAUUGACAGUGAUGCUUCAACUUAUGCUGACAGAAGUUUUAGUCUGGCAUCAGGGGAUCAUCAGGAACAAUCUUCUCGGUACAGUACGGAGAGUUCUCAGGAGAUUGUAGAAGAGGAUCCAGUCUAUCUGUCUGAAGAUGCUGAUCUAACUCUCAGUGCAGGAGCACAGCAUCAUAACAGCGACGGUGCUGAGGCUGCUGUUCAUCCAAAGUUUGUUGAGCUUUCCUUCUCUCCCCACCUGGGAAACCGAAGGCUGGGUUUUCAUACAGAAAGCCGUACAAUGGCAACACAACCAGGGCCCCAAGUUAGAACUUCACAUGGGCGCUUUGAUGCCUGUCAGUGGAUGGCGAUGCAGGAAUUCACAGGAGGGUGGUUUUACUGGGACGUGGACACCACACGCAGCACUGGAUGGGCCGUUGGGGUGGCGUAUCCCACUCUGAUGCGUAAUGAGAUUUUGGGAAGAACUUCCUCAUCUUGGUGUUUGGAGUGGAGCUGUAGGCAACUGAGUGCUUGUCACAAUAAUAUAAAGACCCCUGUUAAGCAUAGUGUCCUUAACGGGAUCAGAGUUAUUCUGGACAUGGCAAAAGGACAGCUGUGCUUUCAUAGUCUGGAUGAUAGCCUGCUUGAAUUACACAGUUUCCACAUUAAUUUCACUGGCCCUCUCAGACCUGUCGUCUGGCUUUAUGGGUUGUCGAAAUGUCAAAAUGCUUUAACAUUUCCUUUACAAUAGCUUAUAUACUCCAUUUUGCUUACAAAGUAUCCUAUUUAUAUGUCCUAUAUAUAUAAAAAAAGGAAUCUUGAAUUGUAUUUAACUUUUUUCAUUACAUACCUGUGUAAUCUCAUUUGGUUUCUGGUAUUUAACCGCUUAGCAUUACACAACCAUAAAUAUUCUAGGACCAAAGAAUGCCCUUUUUGCCUUGUUCAGCCAGCUUCAUUUCUCUCCAUCGUCCCUGAUUAAAAAUAAUAAUAAUAAAA